CUGAUUAUAGCUCCUUUGGUAGAAGAAGAAAGCAGAUCGACAUGGCAAACUUGAAUUGGUCAUAUGAGGGAGAAAAUGGUCCUGAGCAGUGGAGCAAGCUCUACCCCAUUGCUAACGGAGACAAGCAGUCCCCCAUUGACAUUAAAACCAAAGAGGUCAAACAUGAUGCCUCUCUAAAACCCAUCAGUGUCACCUACAAUCCAGCAACAGCCAAAGAAAUUGUCAAUGUGAGUCAUAACUUCCACGUAAAUUUUGAGGACAAGGAUAACCAGUCAGUACUAAAAGGUGGUCCCUUCGCUGGAAGCUUCAGGCUGCGCCAGUUUCAUUUUCACUGGGGCACUGCUGAUGACCAAGGUUCUGAGCACACAGUCGAUGGAGUAAAAUACUCAGCCGAGUUACACAUAGUUCACUGGAAUUCUGAAAAAUAUUCCAGCUUCAGUGAAGCAGCUGAGAAACCUGACGGCUUGGCAAUUAUUGGUGUUUUUAUAAAGGUUGGCCAACCCAACUCAGUCCUCCAGAAAGUAAUCGAUGCCCUAAGUUCAAUCAAAACUAAGGGCAAAAAAGCUCCAUUUGCUAAUUUUGACCCAUCCCUUCUACUCCCUCAAUCCUCGGAUUACUGGAGCUAUCAUGGCUCUCUGACUCAUCCCCCUCUACAUGAGAGUGUAACCUGGAUUAUCUACCGGGAGCCUAUCAGUGCCAGCUCAGAACAGGUAGAGUAUCACAAAAUGGGCACUGGGAAAUGGAAUCAAUUCAGCUAA
Messenger RNA from Gracilinanus agilis (Agile Gracile Mouse Opossum), 758 nucleotides. It is a transcript of the gene CA1, whose product is annotated as carbonic anhydrase 1. The record is from RefSeq and is a predicted model, not a curated record. NCBI's taxonomy places the organism in Eukaryota, Metazoa, Chordata, Mammalia, Didelphimorphia, Didelphidae. Gene Ontology annotation, molecular function: carbonate dehydratase activity; zinc ion binding. The transcript is spliced from 6 exons. Bases 42 to 758 code for a protein of 238 amino acids.